Eptesicus fuscus (big brown bat) is the source of this 2416-nucleotide messenger RNA. It is a transcript of the gene LDB2, whose product is annotated as LIM domain binding 2. Gene Ontology annotation, biological process: negative regulation of transcription by RNA polymerase II; positive regulation of transcription by RNA polymerase II; nervous system development. NCBI's taxonomy places the organism in Eukaryota, Metazoa, Chordata, Mammalia, Chiroptera, Vespertilionidae. The transcript has 8 exons. Bases 155 to 1276 code for a protein of 373 amino acids. Gene Ontology annotation, molecular function: LIM domain binding. Gene Ontology annotation, cellular component: nucleus; transcription regulator complex. The record is from RefSeq and is a predicted model, not a curated record.
CCCAGCCAGUGUGUGCAGCCUGCCUGCCUGCCGCUGUGUGUGUGUGCGAGCGCGUGUGCGUGCGUCUACUUUGUACUGCGAGGAACACAGCCCAUGUGCUCUGCAUGGACGUUACUGAUACUCUGUGUAGCUUGAUUUUCCACAAGCAGGCAAGAUGUCCAGCACGCCACAUGACCCCUUCUAUUCUUCUCCUUUCGGCCCAUUUUAUAGGAGACACACACCCUACAUGGUACAGCCAGAGUACCGGAUCUACGAGAUGAACAAGAGACUGCAGUCUCGCACAGAGGAUAGUGACAACCUCUGGUGGGACGCGUUUGCCACGGAGUUUUUUGAAGAUGACGCCACGUUGACCCUUUCCUUUUGUCUGGAAGACGGACCGAAGCGAUACACUAUCGGCAGGACCCUCAUCCCCCGCUACUUUAGCACUGUGUUUGAAGGAGGGGUGACUGACCUGUAUUACAUUCUCAAACACUCGAAGGAAUCGUACCACAACUCAUCCAUCACAGUGGACUGUGACCAGUGUGCGAUGGUCACUCAGCAUGGGAAGCCCAUGUUUACCAAGGUGUGUACAGAAGGCAGACUGAUCCUGGAGUUCACCUUUGACGAUCUCAUGAGAAUAAAAACGUGGCACUUUACCAUUAGACAAUACAGAGAGCUGGUCCCAAGAAGUAUUCUCGCCAUGCAUGCACAAGAUCCUCAGGUCCUGGAUCAGCUGUCCAAAAACAUCACCAGGAUGGGGCUAACAAAUUUCACCCUCAACUACCUCAGGUUGUGUGUAAUACUGGAGCCAAUGCAGGAACUGAUGUCGAGACAUAAAACUUACAACCUCAGUCCACGAGACUGCCUGAAGACCUGCCUGUUCCAGAAGUGGCAGCGGAUGGUGGCACCGCCAGCAGAACCCACACGGCAACCGACCACGAAGCGGAGAAAAAGGAAAAACUCCACCAGCAGCACGUCCAACAGCAGCGCCGGGAACGCCGCAAACAGCACUGGGAGCAAGAAGAAGACGCCGGCCGCCAACCUGAGUCUGUCCAGUCAGGUACCUGAUGUGAUGGUGGUAGGAGAGCCAACUCUGAUGGGAGGUGAGUUUGGGGACGAGGACGAAAGGCUAAUCACUAGAUUAGAAAACACGCAGUAUGAUGCGGCCAACGGCAUGGACGACGAAGAAGACUUCAACAAUUCACCUGCCCUGGGAAACAGCAGCCCGUGGAACAGUAAACCUCCCGGCACUCAAGAGACCAAAUCAGAAAACCCCCCGCCCCAGGCUUCCCAGUAAGGCUGACCUGACCGGCACUGGAUCCUUCAUUAGGCCCGUGGGUGAUACUCACUACUUCCGAUCACUAUUCACAGGAGAGAAAGGAGGAGACAUAAAAAACUUUUUCACGCCAAUACCUAUUUCUCAACCACAAUGAUCUGAGUUUCUUUCUUUUACUUUUAUCUUUUGUUUCUUUUUUAACUGAGAGGAUCAUUCCAAAUAAACUUCCAUGACCCUCCCCCGGAGGCCUUCACGGGUAACAUAGAUACUGGCACUGAUCGUACUUAAAACAAGAGCAGAUGCUAACGCUUCUCCUGGCACGGUGUUCACCACGUGUUUGUUAAUUUCCUUUUCCCUGCAUCAGACGAAGGCCACCUCGUCAAUACGCCCUCAGUGCUCAGGAUCCCGUUAUAUGCCGAACCUAACCACAGAUGACUUUUUACUAUUGUAAAAUAUUUUCUGCUUUUUGACUUGCAUCUGAGAGUUUCUUGUUUCAGUAAAAAAAAAAGAAAAGAAAAAUAUCCACUUUGGGAAAAUAAUUUAAAUGUACCUUUUUGGUGUUUUCUUUUUCUUCACUUUUUUUUUUUCAUUGGGUAACAGCCAAGAGGGCCCGGCAGGGUAAUUUAUGGGCGAGCUAAUGCCAAUUGGUUCUCCAGCCCGUGUUGGUGCAGUUGAGCCCGAGUUGGUGCAAUCGAGCCUGAGUGCUGAAACAAGAAAUGUCUUUUUGUCAUCAAAGUCACCACAGCAGAUUUUUAUGUAAGAACGCCACUUGGCCCCUUGAGAAUUUAUGCAUUUGUAAAAUUGCUGUUGAUCCAAAUAUUUUCAAGCCAUGUAAUCCAUUCCUUUUGUGUGCAGUUUAAUAAAUCUGAAACUUCUUUGUGUUUUUUAUUGUAUCUGAGUUGACCGUUGUUUCUUUUCAUCAUAUAUUGCUUGUAUAAUAAUUUGUAAAGCCCUCGCCUGGUUCUUUUAUGGGAUUUUUUUUCCUUUGGGGGCAAUGCCAGUGUAUUUAUGUGAAACUUUAUAAGAGAACUAAUUUUUCCAUUUGCAUAUUAAUAUGUUCCUCUACACAUGUAAAGACACAGUGGCUCCGUGUGUUAUAAAACAGCUGUAUUUUAUGUAUGCUUUACUGAUAAGUGUGCCAAUAAUAAACUGUGUUAAUGA